GGAAUCCACUGCUCCGCUCUGAUCAGAAUGAACACACCCGCCCCAAAUGGCUGCCGCUCAAACCUGGACUCCAGGUACCACAGACUUUGUGACCUGGCCGAAAGCUGGGGCAUCGUGCUCGAGACGUUCGCAGCAGUGGGGGCAGUGACCUCGGUGGCCUUCAUGCUCGCCCUCCUGGUCCUUAUCUGCAAGGUGCAGGACUCCAACAGGCGCAAGAUGCUCCCGACCCAGUUUCUCUUCCUCCUGGGCGUGUUAGGGGUCUUCGGCCUCACUUUUGCCUUCAUCAUCAAACUGGACGGGGACACGGGGCCCACACGCUUCUUCCUCUUCGGCGUCCUCUUUGCCAUCUGUUUCUCCUGCCUCCUGGCCCAUGCUUUCCAGUUGGCCAAGCUCGUCCGCGGGAGGAGGCCCCUGUCCUGGCUGGUGAUUCUGGGCUUGGCUUUGGGCUUCAGCUUGGUGCAGGAUGUCAUCGCUGUUGAAUACAUUGUCCUCACCAUGAACAGAACCAAUGUCAAUAUCUUCUCUGAGCUUUCUGCUCCCCGUCGAAAUGAAGACUUUGUCAUGCUGCUCAUCUACGUCCUCUUCCUGAUGAUGCUGACCUUCCUUGUGUCCUUCUUCACCUUCUGUGGCCCCUUCGCUGGCUGGAAGAAACACGGGGCCCACAUCUGCCUCACCAUGAUCUUCUCCCUCGCUGUCUGGGUGGCAUGGAUCAUCCUGCUCUUGAUUUCCACCCUCGACCCCAAAUGGGAUGAUGCCAUCCUUGGCACAGCCUUGGUUGUCAAUGGCUGGGUUUUCCUGUUGUUUUAUGUCUUACCUGAGUUUCUGCUGCUCCCAAAGCAGCAAAACCCCAUGGAUUACCCAGUGGAAGAUGCUUUUUGUAAACCCCAACACAUGAAGCAGAGCUGUGGUGCAGAGAACAAAGCCUACUCUGAAGAGGAAAUCACUCCAGAACCGGGCUCCUCAAAAAGAUUUCUCCAUCCCACGGGCCCAGGCUCAGCCCAGCCCUUACAAUAACUAUGAAGGAAGGAAAGAAGGCAGAUAGCUGUGUUCUGAAGAGUGGCAGACCCAGUGGGGAGCCCAAAGGGCUGUGGGCUAAAUCUGGAAUCCUCUGGAACCGUACAGAACGUCCGUCACAGGAGGGCUCGCUGGCGCAGAUGGCAGCCAAUAAGACUCCAGUUCCUUGCGGCACUGUCCUGCUUUUCCUUUGUCCCAUACUUAGGAUACUUCUUUGGAGUGGAAUUCUCGGGCAACUCAGGGUCAGACUCUUCCUAUUCUCUCAGUGUGACUAGAGGUCUGGUCCCCUGGCCGCAGGCUGGCUUGUGCAGCUUCGAGAGAGCCGACUCACCCAAGCCAGGGUGGGUUUUGUGACGAUUGCUUGGCCCAGAGCAGAACUGCGUUUUUGAGCAAAAGCAGCCACCUUGGGUCUCAGCCCAUGCCAGUCUAAUCCUACACUGGAAGCCAGCUCCCUCCCCGCCUUCCUACCCAGGCCAGGCUAAAGGUCACCCUGAAGCUGCUCCUCCCGUAUGGCCUGCGCAGCUCCCUACAUCCAGCUCACAGGGCACCCCUCCUGUACAGGCUUGCUCUCAGCCCCCGACCUACUGCACCCACUGGCUUUGCCGGGCAUCCUACCUGACCUCACUGGCACAGACAAGCCGAGCUUCUGGUGAGGAGAGCCGUGCGCUAUUCUCAAGGUCGGUUCCUGGCUCAGGUCCUUGUCCCACCCCUUGGCCUUCAGCCUCUGUAAGUAGAUUUGCGCUGUGCUCACCUCCCAAAUUCUGUGCCUGGGGAUUGUCUGCACUUGAGGGAACGUUUGUUGUGUGGUAAGUUAUUCACCUGGAUUCACAAUAAAGAUGUGGCAGAUUCUUCCUU
Molecule: messenger RNA, 1869 nt
Organism: Heterocephalus glaber (naked mole-rat)
Lineage: Eukaryota; Metazoa; Chordata; Mammalia; Rodentia; Bathyergidae
Source: RefSeq, a predicted model, not a curated record